Molecule: messenger RNA, 2241 nt
Organism: Suricata suricatta (meerkat)
Lineage: Eukaryota; Metazoa; Chordata; Mammalia; Carnivora; Herpestidae
Product: zinc finger protein 260-like
Exons: 2
Coding region: 77-2197 (706 amino acids)
Source: RefSeq, a predicted model, not a curated record
GAGCGUUUCUGUAGGUGUGUCACAGGCCAGCGUGUCCACGGCAGCUCUGUCUUCCCGGAAGACCCACCCCUGUGAGAUGUGUGGUCCGGUCUUGAGAGACAUUUUCCGCUUGGCUGAGCACCAGGGAAAACCAAGCAGCCAGAAACUGUUGAGGUGUGGGGCAUGCGCAAAACGCUUUUAUUUCAGCGUCAGCUUCCAGCAGCAUCUGGAGCAGCAGCACAUGGGAGAGAAGCCAUUCAGAAGCAGUGUGGACGCGGCCUCUUCUGUGAAGGGAUAUGGGUUCCACGAUCCAGGAAAGCCCCUUACCCGUACUGAGGUUCAGAAGGAAUUCGUGCCUGGCUCGGGGCAUCUACAGCAAGAGGCCACUCAUAGUGGANAGACGCCAGUCACAGUCAGCCAGCGCAGGGCGACUUCACAGAGCAGUAAAGGUCGUUCCGCUUGGGGACCUCGCAGGGCAGCCUUCAGUCCCACACAUACACAUGUUCAGGAUCAGGAUGUCCAACUUGGAAGACUGUGUUUUGUGUGUAGUGAAUGUGGGAAAACGUUCAGGUGCAAAUCUUUAUUUGAUACCCACCAGAGAUUCCAUACUGCAGAAGGACAUCAGGAGUUUGGCGAAGGUGAAAAAUCCCUUAGGCGAAGGUCAACUCACAGUCCAUACAGAAACAGUCACACUGGGUCCAGGCAAGACACUUGCAACAAAUGUGGGAAGUCAUUAAGGCACAAAUCAGGACUCACUCCUCCCCAGAGAUGGCAUAGUGGAGAAAGUGAUUAUGUUUGCAGUGGAUGUGCAAAAUCCUUUAACCAUAGCGAAGUUUUGAUUACACGUUCCGUUCAAACAUUAGAAAGGCCUUAUAAUUGUGGGGACUGUGCAAAAUCUUUUACCUCUAUCUCUGCCCUUAGUUAUCAUCAGAGAUCUCACACAGGGGAAAGGCCUUACGAGUGCAGUGAAUGUGGGAAGUCUUUUAUCUCCAGUACUGGCUUCCGUUCUCACCAGAGUGUUCACACUGGAGAAAAGCCUUAUGAGUGCAGUGAAUGUGGGAAAUCUUUUUUCUCUAGGUCUGACCUCCAUUAUCAUCACAGACUUCACACUGGGGAAAGGCCUUAUGAGUGCAGUGAAUGUGGCAAGUCCUUUCACCGAAGAAAUAACCUCAAUGUGCACAUAAAGGUUCACUCAAGUGAGAGGCCUUAUGAAUGUAAUGAAUGUGGAAAAUCUUUGAAGUGUAAGUCAUCAUUCAUUCAACACCAAAGAAUUCACACAGGUGAAAGGCCUUAUGAGUGCACCGAAUGUGGGAAAUCUUUUACCACUAGUUUUGUCCUGCGUUCUCACCAGAGAGUUCACACCGGAGAAAGGCCUUAUGAGUGCAGUGAGUGUGGGAAAUCUUUUACUGCUAGCUCUGUCCUCCAUAAUCACCAGAGAGUUCACACUGGAGAAAGGCCUUAUGAAUGCAGUGAAUGUGGGAAAACUUUUACCACUAGUUCUGUCCUCCGUUACCACCAGAGAGUUCAUACUGGAGAAAAGCCUUAUGUGUGCAGGGAAUGUGGCAAGUCCUUUCCCCGAAGAACUAACCUGAAUGUACACAUAAAGGUUCACUCAGGUGAAAGGCCUUACAAGUGUAAUGAAUGUGGGAAGUCUUUCAAGUGUAAGUCCAAACUCAUUGAACACCAGAGAGUUCACACAGGGGAAAAGCCAUAUCUGUGUAGUAAAUGUGGGAAGUGUUUUAGUCGUAGCCACGCUCUCCAGUAUCAUCGUCAAAGUCACCUUGGAAUAAGGCCUUUUGAGUGUAAUGAGUGUGGAAAAUCCUUUGCUUGUAGUUCUUCCCUCCGAUCUCACCAGAGAGUUCACACUGGAGCAAGACCUUAUGAGUGCAAUGAAUGUGGGAAAUCUUUUACCGCUAGCUCUGUCCUUCGUGCUCACCAGAGAGUUCACACCGGAGAAAGACCUUAUGAGUGCAUUGAAUGUGGCAAGUCCUUUCUCCGAAGAAAUAGCCUCAAUGUACACAUAAAGGUUCACUCAGGUGAAAGGCCUUAUAAGUGUAAUGAAUGUGGGAAAUCUUUUAAGUGGAAGGCAACAUUCAUUCAACACCAGAGAAUUCACACAGGAGAAAGGCCUUAUGAGUGCAGUGAGUGUGGGAAAUCUUUUAUCAGCCAUCCUGCUCUUAGUUAUCAUCAAAGAGUUCACACUGGAGAAAGGCCUUAGGAGAGCUGUGACUGGGCAGUCUGAGCCAAAAUGCCAGUCUCACU